AUGAAAAAUGAACUUUAUAUCAAGGAAGUAUUUCAUAUAUGUCGAAAACCUAUUAAGAUUUCAAUUUUUGUUAAUGGUUUGGAAACAUCACAUGCUUCCAAAGAAGUUUUAGCCAAAAUUGUUCAAAAAGCACAAAAGAUGAUCCAAUUACAAAAAGAGCUAAUCGAUAGUUUUCGUGACUGUUUAAGGCUAAAAUUUGAAGCAGAAGAAGAACAAGCAUCAGAGCUAUUAACUAACAUUGUUCAUAAUGUUGUUAAUGAAGUUUUAAACAAAAAUAGAAGCCCUGCUGGAUAUAAAGCAAUGAAAUUGAGUCAACAUAACAACAAAUAUAUUGAAUAUGUCAAUUUUGAUAAUAAAAAUGCUAAACUUGAAGCUUUUGGUGAAUAUUGUCUUUACAAUAUUCAUGGUUUGAAGUAUAUGAAUGAACAUACUAAAUCUACUGAAUAUAAUGAUAAUAAUGAACAAGACUAUAAGUGA
This is a messenger RNA of Dentiscutata erythropus, 477 nucleotides long. The record is from the annotation of a GenBank genome assembly. Lineage: Eukaryota; Fungi; Glomeromycota; Glomeromycetes; Diversisporales; Gigasporaceae.